Molecule: messenger RNA, 37068 nt
Organism: Podarcis lilfordi (Lilford's wall lizard)
Lineage: Eukaryota; Metazoa; Chordata; Lepidosauria; Squamata; Lacertidae
Source: the annotation of a GenBank genome assembly
GAAAAAAUUGAAACCGUGCUUCGCAAGACAAAAAAACUCGCAAGACGAAAAAACUCACAGAACGAAUUAAUUUCGUCUUGCGAGCCACCACUGUAAUUGUUUCUAUGUUUUUCUUUUUGUAUUGUGUAUUUUUCUGUUUUUUUAUUAUGUAUUGUUAUUAUAUUUUGUUAUAAAACUGGAAAAGCAAUAACUUUUUGAAAAAAAGACAAAACCAAGGCACGGCUUCCGAUUGGCUGCAGGAGCUUCCUGCACUCAACUGGAAGCCGCAGACGCCAAGUCGGACGUACGGCUUCUGAAAAACAUUCGCAAACCGGAACAUUCACUUCUAGGUUUGAGGCAUUCAGGGGCUGAUUUGUUUGGGAGCCAACCAAGGUACCACUUUACUCAUAAAAACCUAAUCCCCCAUUGUUGUAUCUUCUUAAAAAUAUAUAUUGGCCUCAGCAAAUAAAAUGUAUCACAUGCCAUGCCUUCUCUAAUUUUAGGUGAAAUUAUAAAAUAGUACAGCUUUAUCAGUAUUUGUGUCUUUCUGCUACUACCGUAUUUGCUGUUUCUUCAUAUUAUUGACGGUUCUGAAACUAAAGAGGAAUCGCAAUAACAGCUGAACCUAUCAGAAACCACAUAAAGCAAUACUAUAGCAACAAAGUUUAGGUAACUUCCAUUCAUGGAAAGGAGAACUUGCUAGAGUUCACAACACUGGCAAGUAAAUAAGCAGGUAAUUACUAAUAAAGAGGUAUGCAGGAGUAACAAAUAAUUUUAAUUAAUGGUACACAUUUCUUUACAAACUGUCCAUCAUCCAUUUUAGUACUUUGCUAACUCAUAAGUGAACUAAUCAUUAUGAAUUGUCAGAACAUUAAUACAAGCCACACUUGCUCAUAAUAUCAAAAGUAACUGCAAAUUGCAUUAGACUAUAAAUAUGUGAGAUAUAAUACACCUUUAUAUCCACUGGGUGGCAGUCCUUCAAUCACCAAAUCAAUAUUUAUACCCUAAGGACCAACCUUUUCAUGUUAAUAGUAUUGCCCACAAAUCCUCACUUCCUACCUGAAGGUUACCUUAUGGGGCUGCAGUUGUACCAUGGUUUAGUAUUGCAAUAACAAGUCUUUGUGGCCACUGGGUUCCUAGGAUCGCCACCGUUUUCUCCAGUGUGGCCAUGAAAAGACGAUACUAACUGCAGCUUAGUGUUCUGCCCAAACUCAGACAAACUGCAGUUAGUCUUUACUGAGGUUUCCUAAAACUAAAAAUUAUGCAAAGCACUCAUGAGGCCUCCCAGAACCACUCUUCCCAGCACCUUUCGCAAAGUCCAGGAUUCAAGCGCUGCUCCAGCAGUGCUUUAAAGUGGCGGGUGUGACCUGUGGGCUUCUGCGGGGCCCCCGGAGCCGGAGGUUCCUCUUCCCCCGUGGAAGGGGGGGGGGGAGACUUCCUUAAGCAGCUAACCCAAGGCAAAGGCCGAGAGAAACUCGCGCUGCUCCGAGACUUACCUCUCCCGAGUGGCUCGCUCAGCCAUCGCUCUCGCCUCCCAGCUCACUUCCAGCGCUGAAGAAAGAAAACAAGCGGCAAGAACGUAAGAGCGGAGGAAAGGGGCAGCACCUCUCCCCGUCCUGCUGAAAACCAGACCCCCCCCCCCGUUUAGAUGGUGCCUGUUGCCCCCGUUGCCCCAAAGCCUCCGCGGGAGAGCGAGCGGGAGAGCGGGCGAGCCGGGCCCGUCGGGGCGGGGACCCUCAGCAUCCCCGGCAUCGCCCCGAAGGGCCGCCUGGACCCCUCCGCGGGGGAGAGGAAGGAGAAGCCCCUCCGAGCCGCAGCUGCGCGGGGCCUUUUCUUCCGACCCGAAGGGGCUCCAGGGGGUCUCCCCCCCGGCGGGGAGCGCGGGAGGGGGAGCUCGGACUCGAGGAAGCCAACUGACCGGCCAGCUACGGCGUCUCCUUCUAGCGGACGGCGCCCCGUCGGGUUUCCGCGCCACCCGAAAGCGCCUCUUUCCCCGCCCGCUCUGAAGUGGCGGAGCCCGCCCGCGCGGGACUCGAACCCGCGGCCGCUCAGAGCCCGCGCGGGGGGGGGGUCUCGUCGGGGGGGGGCGUCGCGCGCAACUCGCCCCGGCUCUGGCGCGCCCCUCCCCCGCCCGCCCGCCCGACGGGAGGCUCCUCCUCCCCCUCCCUCCGCCUCUCCGAGGAAGCGAGCGGGCGAACGCGCGGCGCGGAUUAAGCCUGUGCGGCUGCCGUCCGUCGCGUCGCCUCUGGGGGGCGGGGAGAGAAAGGCGCUGCUGCUCGGCUCCCUCCGCUCCUCAGGAAACAGACCCGGCGGCGGCGGCGGCGCCUCGGCGAGAGAAAUGUAAGCGCUCCCGGGAAGGGAGGGAAGCGGGAGGGGGCGCCGCCGAAGGUGGGUGGGCCUGGCUCCUUCCCUCCCUCCCGCCGCCCCGCCUCAGGCCGCCCCGCGAGGGAGCCUUUCACACGCGUCUCUCAGCCCCGCUCCCGGUUGCUCCUCAGGAGCCCGUCUCGCGGGCCUACAGGCGUCCCGGGAGCCCCCAGUAUCGCACGCCCGUGUUUCAUUAUCAGGCCAAAGGGGCGGGGAAACGGGUCAGAAAAAUCCCAUACAGGGAUAAGGAGGAGAAGGAUAUUAAUUAUAAUUAAUAGGUCGUCUUUAUUCAAACCAGUCAGAAAUCACAAAGUGAUGCACAAGUUUUUGACCUCAUUUAAGAAGGAGAGGAGAAAAAAAAUGUUCAUAGUUUGUAAGACCAGAGAUGAAAUGGAGGAGAGAUGGGUCAUUCCGCAUCAAAUCAACGCACAAAACAAGGGUUUCGCCACCCUCUCAGAUUUUGAUGAAACUUGCUGUACACCCUUCCCUUAUGGUUGAAAGAAACCCCCUUAAAUGUUUUCCCUCUAUCUCAAACAGUUUUAAUUUUAUAGCACUUCAAAGUUUCGUGAAAUCUAUGUUUCUGUCCCUCAAGAUCCUGGCCUUGUGUGCAUUUUAUUUUUUUCCCUCCAUAACCAAUGAUCAGAUCUCUUUGAAAUUUUACAUAGAGAUCAAUAACAUGAUGAGGAUUUCAGGAAAAAAUACACCAGCACUCAAAAGAUUUUAUAAAUACCUAAAAAAAUGUAUAAAUGUAGAUUUUUUGGUAGAAAAACUAGGUGUAGAAAAGCUGGAUUUUCAGCAUUAGGGCACAAUGCAAUCAAUAGUUUUUGAUGGUAAAAAUUAUUGCAAAGACAUGCUCUUUCUCAACAAAGACUAAAAUUUAUGGGUCUCUUAUGUCUUAUGACAAAAUUUUACAUUUUUGGGACAUCAUGGGGGGGAAUGGGGAAUGGGUACAACUUUCCUACAAUCUAUUGCUGUAAAAUAAAAAAAUAAUGAAACAAAGUUGUUCAUCUUAAAAUCUAAAAUAAUAUUAAAACUAUGAAAAUUGGCUAUAUCGUGAAAUCACCCUAAAAAAUAUAUCUGUCAGAAACUUUAAAUGCUGACAAAAAAAAGUCUCUCAAAAGUCCAAAGUUAAACUGUUACUAAAUCUGCAUAGCUGCGAAUGCCACUCUACUUCCCAUUCACAAAAAAUCCCCUUGCAGAGCCUGUCCACAGAAAUCAGAAGCUGACUUCCUUUUUUGCUUCUGUUUCACCAAAUCAGUCAAUUUAUGCCUAAUUCCUUUUUAAAAAACUUUAUUUGGCUUUUACCUCUAAUUGGAAGAUCCGCUGCUUGUGGUGGCGGUGUGUGGCUUCGGCAGUAGAGUACGGUGGAGCCAUGAGCGAACUCAAGCCUCUUUCCCCCGCGCAAAAAUGGCAGCCUGGAGGCUCAGGAGGGUGAGUUCCCACACUCUGCUGGACCCGUAGGACCCCCACUCCUCCAUGGGGUGGGGGUUGGGGGCACCUAGCCCUGGCGCUCACCCCCAAAGCUCUAUCUGCCAGAACUGUGCCGUCCCUUAAGCGGACGACACCGAGCACGCUGCCAUUACCUCCACAGUGAACCAGAAGUCCUAUCCUGCCCAAUUCCUAAGUUUCCUGUGUGGACUUGGGCCCAUCACUGUUUUUCAGUCUCAUAGUUAUUAUGGGAAUAAAUUGCAUCUUUUUAUAUGUUAUUCACAUGUAUAAAAGUACUACAGUAAUACACAUACCAUAUUUUUCACUCCAUAAGACGCACUAAAAAGUAAGGGGAAAUGUCUGUGCAUCUUAUGGAGCGAAUGUGUGGUCCCUGGAGCCAAAUCGCCGGAGUGUGGCACGCUCCUGGGCUGCUCUUUGGGAGUGAGCUUUUCUGCCCCUAAAGCCCAGGAAAGGUUUGGGAGCAGCGGGCAGGCUGUGCACUGUUGCCCCGCGCUCCUGGGUUGCUCUUUGGGGGGCGCAGCAAAUUGCCGUCUCUCAGUGCCUCCUAAUUGAACUGCAAAGGCUUGAUUGCCUAACUGGAUUCUGAGCUCCAUUUGAAAUUUAAAAAUAUUAAGUUUGGGGAUUUCUUCAAGUAGCAGUUUUGCAGAAAUAGUCAUCAAUACAUGCAAAGCAUCUCCACAAACCAGUAAUAGUGAGCUCAGCUAAACUAAGCAGGCAUCUGGCUCAGUAACAGUUUAAACUGCACAACUAUAACCGGACAUCCUGUGUGUUUGUGUGUGGACCAUGUUCCUAGCAGCUAAUCUUUAUUGCUGAAAAGAGGCACUGAUAUUCCACUCCAAAUCUAUAAUUCAUUAAAAAAAUUCUUACAAGCACAGUCCACCUAUACCAAACCAAAAACUUUGUGUUCUCUUGGUAUUGAAUGGAAGCUAUUUAUCUGCCCUCUUUUCCUCCUCUGUUCUUUGCUCAGUCACUCCACUUCCCACUCUUUGAAUCUUCCUUUCAAAACAACUAUGCCUGUUUUGAGAAAACUUCACAGAUUUAGGAACUGGAGCGCAAUCAUUUGAUGUCUUUGCUGUUUCUCCAUACUCCAAGCCCUUCUCAUUUGCACAGCCCUGGUUUCUCUCCCUGACUAUUACCAUUCUUGAUUAAUAACAGUAAAAUGCUCAAAUUUUAGUUUAUGUGACCGCUGCCAAUACUGACUUCCCAGUGAUAAUGAAAACAGCUACAUUGUAAUGGAAUGUCUAUCCUUUUUCCAUUAACUUCGUUAUGUACCGUGGCUCGCUUUAAAGCAGCAAAGCGGACAGGAGCCGCCCGCUUUGCUGUUUUAAAUAGUUUAGUACAACGUUUGAGUCAGAUUUUUUUCCCCUUGUUUUCCUGCUGUAAAAACUAGGUGCGUCUUAUGGCGCAAAAAUACGGCACUUAGUAUGUUCUAAGAGCCUUCAUUGUUCUUCACUGAGAUUCUCUGAAGCACUCCUGUGUUUCAGAAAACAAAGAAAUGGUUGGUAUCGCACAUUAGGAAAAGUAGAUUUUUGGCACUGGAACAAAUAACUCAGUGAGAAGGUUGGGAUUCAGUUUGAGUUGCUUACUCUUGCAAAAUGGCUUUUAAUUUCCACAUUUUUCUUUUCUAGGGCCGAUUACUGGAAAUCUCAGCCCAAGAAAUUCUGUGAUUAUUGCAAGUGCUGGAUAGCGGACAACAAGCCUGUAUGAUGAUCUACCUUCUGUACUCUUAAGUGAAACUGAAGUACAAAAAAUGAAUUAUAUAUUAAUUUUCAACAGAUCAAUCUAGACUUGGAAGUUUGUAUUAUGAGGAGUGGUCACCUGAGUGCUGAGUCUGAGUGAACCCCAGGUAUAUCUGAGAUCCAGAUAUACUGCUUCCUUAGAGGUUGUGCAACAGCUACUGAUACUGUCCUGAUCUUUAUUGGGACCAGCUGUCAUGAGUGCUCCAAUAGCUGCAACAGUAUUUCUAUUCAGGCAUUGUUCCUGAAUGAGAACAACCCACAUGCGUAGGAGGCAUGGGAUCACCCCCACCCCCCGUUCUGUUCACUCAGUCCCUGACCUUCCGAGGUUAAAUGUGGAAGGUAUGAAGGGGGCUAGAAGCCUCUACAUGAUGGGGGAACCUGCUUUAUCAGGGGGCUGGAUCAUGCAGAGGCUUCCACUCACAUUUAAGUGAGCACAGGUAAAAACUCCUCAGACGUCCCCUGCUCAUUACAGAAAGGUUGGCGACUGAUUGGGUCAGCUGGGUAUGCAGGGGGCAAUUUUGUCCCCAUGCUUCCUACCUGUGUGCCCGAGCAGGGUUAAUAUUGAUGGUAGUUGCAUGUCAUGUGAGCUGUGAAGUCUCAAGAUCUCAGGUUGGUGGAGGGCACUCCUUGCAAUAUUUCUGUUUGUUACUACAAUAUUGAUGAAUUCUCUUUGAUCAUUCUUCUCAUAAAUCCCUACACCCUUAUUUUAACAAAGCAAAUUCCUAGCUUUCACGACUUUAAAGACUUUAAAGAUAAACUUGAAAAAAUGUGGACAAUGGCUGGUGAAAUCUUACAAGCAAGAAUAUAACUCUGCAAAAUUUUGAACAGUCUGCUUACCUAUUUCCAUGGCUGACACAAUCAGAAUAAAUUAUGCAAAUAAACCAAUGCAUACAAACUUAAUUUUCAUGGUGCAAAAUCUGGAUUACUUUGGCAGUUCUUUGCGGCACAAAGUAUAAACUUACGGCAAUAACAAAAUCUUGUAAGCAAAAAAUGUCAGCUGCGUUCCUGUAUGGCCUUCUGUCCCACCCCUUCAAAACAUCAUUGAAAUCCUCUCUAAAGUUGUUCUUAAGCACCUUCUUGCAUUUCUGUCUCAACAAAGGAAGUCCAGCCUCUUUCUCUCCCUUAGCGUGACUUUCUCCAAACCUAUUCCUACUUCACAAUCUGUAACCCUGUUACCUAAAUUAGAAGCUUCAGUUUCUUCUUCUGCUACCCCUGCUUUUCCUGUGGCUAAACCCCACUUCCCAUUCCAAAGCUUACAAAGAACUGUGUGAACAAAGAAAAACAUUUUAACUUGGUAAGAUGUUCAGCUGCAUCAUUCUGGCAAGUGGUGAGAACUUUACCACACUUCAGCUGUUGGAAAUAAAAUAAGUAGCAAAGCAAUCCUAGGAGGUGAAGGAAGGAGAAGGUGCAGAGAUUUUUUAUUCAUUCCCUUUGCUGUGCUCCAGAAUUGGGCCCCUUGGAAGAUGUGUGCCUACAGUGCCAGAAACACCCUGUUCUGAGACCUUCUGCUGACUGCUGGCAGUGAGAGCCCCCCCCCAUGAAGCCCCUUUCUAUUGGUAGAGGCCGGCAGAGAGAAGCCUGCACACCAUUCCAAUAGUGCCCCUUGCAGGUCAUCAACAUUGGGGAAGUCAGUAGUGUUGUGCGCUAAAUUGCCAAUUGGUAAAAUAUGUACUGACCAAUGUGACUAUAUUGUAUUUCACAAGCACUACUGUCCUGUGUGCUCCAUCUGUGGGGGUGUGCUUCAGGCUGGUAUUCUUCAUUGCUGCUGUUACUAAGUAUGCCUGAUAUAUAUUUAAAAUAAAUUAACAUUUCAGGAAUCCUUGUGAUUGAAAGAAAAGGAAACUUGUUUUCAUCCUUCCUAUUGUGUGUUUCUUUUAUAUUUAUCUUUGUAGCCUGAACUUCUGAGCAUUUCACUGAGGCGAGCCUGUAUUAGUACGCAGUAUUAUUUUGAGAUUUUAAUUGACUGUAGUGAUCUUAUAUAUUUAAGAUAUUUUAGCCAGCUUCUGUUAACAAAUAAUUUAAACAAGAAAACGAUAAAAACAGCAGAUUGAAACAGAAGCAGAAUAAAAAACAAGACAUAGUAGCAUAAAACUUCCUGAGCACUGCCACAAAAUCCAGCUAAAAUGCCUGAGAGGGAAAAGAAAAGGUGUCUGGAACUUAAAAGCAAAGGUACCAAGCAAGGCUUCCUGGCGGGUGCAUUCUGUGAGUGGCAUGCCGCCACUGCAGCGGCCUUCCCCCCAGUUCCUAUCCGUCCUAUUAGGGCAAGCAGGCAACACAUAGAGCUGUGCCUUUGAUGAACUCUUGGAACAGGUUCAUCUAGAGCACAGUGGUCACUAAGGUACCCCAGCCCCAUGUCAUUAAACUUCUUGUUGGAACUCUAGGUUACUGGUAGGUUUGCUUCCUUUUGUUUUAAUAUGUCACCUGUGUUCAGUCUCAUUUGUGCUCCUGCCAGUUCACAUUUCUGUGUAUUUUAAUUCUGUCUCAUUUCCUUUUAAAGAGUAUUGACUUUCAUGAACGAGGAAAAAACCAUAAGGAAAAUGUGGCUAAAAAGAUUAGUGAGGUAAUACAAUAUAUUAAACCUUGUUUAAACUAAUCACAUUAUAUUAAAUUCCAUUAUUUAAUGGAACUCAUUAUUUUUUCAAUUGCAGAUUAAAAAGAAAAGUUUGGAAAAGGCAAAAGAAGAAGAAAAAAUGUCAAAGGAAUUUGCAGCCAUGGAGGAAGCUGCAAUGAAGGCUUAUCAGGAGGAUUUGAAAAGAAUUGGUGCUACGACAGGUAGGGUCUGACGCUGCCAAAGAGAUGAACAAGCUCCUGCUUAAUAUGUUCUGUCACUCACUUUUCCCAUAGCUGUAGUUGCUUCCUCUUUCCCUCCUUAAAAAAACAGCAGAUAUAAAUCCCAGCAAUUCACUUCUACAUCAUGUCCAGGUGAGCUUCUCUUGUUAUAAUCCAAAUCAGAGAAGGUUACGCUCGGCCAGCUUCUGUUCAGUAAAUUGUCCAAUAGAGGAGUCAGCAAGAUGGAUUCCCACUCCCUGUCACUCAAGCCCCUCUCCUUCACUGAACCUUUCGGCUCAGCAGGGAAGGGGAGCUGGCUGAACAAGUGUGUGAGUGAUCUAUAUCCAGUCUCUUUAAUCCAGGGGGAUGAUAGCGGGUGUAGCUCUCCCAAACCCCCAAAAUAUAUCCUUGGUCUUCGCUCAUGAAGGGAGCAUCCACAGCAACCCAGAAGUCCCCGGAAGUUUUGAUGUUUGUUUUUUAAAACUGGAACUUGAUGUUUCAGAAUCUUUAGGUCAGAGCUCAGCACCAAAAAAGCAUGAGGAAAAGAAAGAAAAGAAAGAAAAGAGAAAGAGAGAGAGAGAGACCACAGAAACAUCAUCAGAUGCAGCAAAGGAAUGGGUGCGAGGAUUUUCUCCAGAAGGCUAUAUGUAUUACUACAACGCUAUAUCAGGAGGUAAACCUGUAACAAGGAAUGUGGAUUUAACCAUCCACAUAUCUUGCAAUGGCUCCUUUCCAAUUACCUCACCACCCGCUUGUACCUAUGACAUCAGAACAAAAUAACCUGCUCUCACCACGCAUGGAAGUUCCUUGGCUAAAAAAAACACAUUUGCCACAGACUUCUUCCUUUCUGAAGCUUUUCUCCAGUCUGCCGCCUUCAGUCCUUCAGGAGCUAUCAGUGUGACCACGUGGAGCCACCCUCCUGAGAUUGGCAUCACUGCCGCUUACCGGGAUGGGGAUGAGGCCCAGCAAGGUGGAGGCUGCGUGGACACAUUGGCAGAGCCAGCUCAGUGCUCCCCACGGUGCUCCCAUCACUGUGGCCAUUACCCAGCUAUCAUUACUUCCAUACAGAUUUACUUUAUGUGUCACCAUCGUUUUUUCAAUGUACAGACAACUGAAACCUAAUAUCUCUUCUUUUAUUGUUAUCAUCCCCACCCUUAAGAAUCGCAGUGGGAGAAACCUGAAGAAUUUCAGGACAACCUUCAAGAACUCCAAAAGGUAAAUGAAAGUUGUAAAAGCAAAUCCUGCUUUUGUUUUAUUGUUAUGCAGGUUCUCUGAGCUUGAACUGGUCAUUAGAAUUACCAGUAGCUAAGUCCCACACCAAAGGGGAAACACCAGCUGAAGCCAUGUGUCCCUUAUUGGAUCUACUCCUUUGGCAAAUGCUGCACACCAUAAACUGAGUCUUGGCAUGACUCACAUUUUCAGAACGCUUCCUGCUAAAGUUAAGUUUUAAGUAUGCAAAGUUAGAUUUUAUUUUUAUUUUUUACUUUUGUUGUUUAGUCAUGUCCGACUCUUCGUGACCCCAUGGACCAGAGCACGCCAGGCACUCCUGUCUUCCACUGCCUCCCGCAGUUUGGUCAAACUCAUGCUGGUAGCUUCGAGAACACUGUCCAACCAUCUCAUCCUCUGUCGUCCCCUUCUCCUUGUGCCCUCCAUCUUUCCCACAUCAGGGAGAAUUGACUGCAUUCAAGUGUAGAGCAAAAAUUAGUUUAGCUACAAUUAUCAUGUUGCAUGGGUAUUUAGGAACAAGUUUGUAAUGUGGCUUCAGGUGUGUGAGGACAGGAUCCAGGAGCAAGUCUUUGACAUGUUUCUCUGGUAUCUUUUCCCAGGACUCAUAGCGCCCGCCAUAUAUAAUUGGUGGGGAGGAAAAUCAGAUUUUCUAAGUGAUACUUCUUAUACCUACCUUUGUUCAAUUUCUUUUUUUAAUGCAGUUUCCAAGCUGUUAUACAACAUCAUUCAUUUUGCUUAGUUUUCUGGUGACCCUUAUUAUUUAUACAGUACAAUCAAGAAUUAUAAAGAAAAAGAACAGAUCCCUUCCUAAGAAUAUUGCUUUCUAAAAGCUAACAGUUUGGGGAGACGAGGGUGUGGGGAAAUGGGAUUUCCAAGGUAACAAAGGACUUGUUUCACUUGUUAAUGGAAACAAUAAAGUUUAUUAAGUCAAAGGCUUCAAAGAAAAGGUGUAAAGAUGUAUUUCAGGUAACUUGGCUAUCUAAGAGCCAUUCUGUCUCUGUCCAAAUUCUGUUAGAGUGUAUGGAAUUUCCCCCAGAUUAUUUUAAUGAGUUAGAUAUAAUUGCAAUAUUUUCAUAAGUGGAGCCUGACCUUCCUUGCCUAUAUCCAUAUGGUACAUCGGUGAGACUUGGAUUAAUCUUUUACUAGGUGGUUUAUUUUUCUCUGUUAGACAGCACAGUGGAUGGAAGGAACAAGUGAAGAUGGUCGCACCUAUUACUACAACAUAGAAACAGGAGGUAAGGAAGAUAAAAAAGAGAUAAAACAUAGGAAGGUGCCUUAUCCAGAGUUAGACCAUUGGUCCACCUAGCUCAGUGUUGCCUACACAGACCGGCAGCAGCUUUCCCAGAUUUUUGAUAUAGGUCUUUCCCAAAAUUCCUUGGAAAUGCUGGGAUUGAACUUGGGUUUCUGCCCAUGCAGAGUUUUGCCAGCGUGAGACAGCCCUACACUUCUGUGAAGUCAGUAGCACAAAUGGAGAACUAAAUCCCAGAGGGUGGGGGGUGGGGUGGAGUUGUUACCCUGAUAAGGCCCUCAUGUCCUUUCUGUAGGAACUUUGGGCCAUAGAGAAGCUGCAGCACUGUUCAUAAGGUGAAACGGACUGAGUCUGCCCUCUUAAUGUCAUGACUAUUUGAGCCAAUCAUGUCUGAAGUACAGUGGAUGAUAACUAGGUACAGUGGUACCUUGAGUUACAAACGCCUCAGGUUACAAACGCUUCAGGUUAAAAACUCCGCUAACCUGGAAGAGUUACCUCGAGUUGAGAACUUUGCCCCAGGAUGAGAACGGAAAUUGUGUGCCGGCGGCGCAGCGGCAGCAAGAUGCCCCAUUAGCAAAAGCAUGCCCCUAGUUAAGAACAGUUUCAGGCUAAGAACGGACCUCAGGAACAAAUUAAGUUCGUAACUAGAGGUACCACUGUAGUUCUUCUCAGUACUGGCACACCAAUUGUGGAAAGCUCUCCCCAGUGAGGUUUGCCAGGUUGCCUACUUUGUUGUCAUUUAGGCACUAGGCUGGGAGUAGCUGCCAGAAUUCAAAACCAGUGAUUUUCAGAGUUAUAUCUAGCUUCCCAAUGACACCAAAUUGCAUCAUCUACCUCAGACCCAUAUUUGUUUUUGUAUGUUGAGUGUACAACUGAUGCUUUUGCAUUAACAUUGUGAAACACAAAUAACAGUUGUUUGUUUGAGUGGGGUUAAGAAUGGGAAUUUAACAUUGUGUGAUGUUUUGAUUUGUUAGCCACCUUGAGUUUAUUUUGAAAAUAGGCUGGAUAUAGAUUCUUUUAAUACAAACUAUUGUUUAAAAUACAUUGCUGUCUGUGUUUUCCAGUAUCAACCUGGGAGAAACCUGAUAAUUUUGUGUCUCCUUCAAAAGAGAGUCAAAAAGAAAACCAUCCUGAAGACAGCCGAGAAAUGGAGUCAAAGAAAGCUGAAUCAGAUGCAGGGAAAGCAGACCUUAAAAGCGAACUGCAAAAGCCAAAAAGAAAUCUCCGGGUAAGUCAUUUUCCUAAGUCAUUUUCAGAAUAAACCCACAUCUUUUAUCAAGUCAUAUUAAUUAUUGAAGUUUGAAUAAAAAGUUCAUUGCCAUCCAGCAGAAAUGCUUGCCACUGAGGAGACCAGGCCACAGAGCCGGGGUGGGGGGUGGGGAGGGUAAUGAACAGUCUCCCUGCCCAUGGCAGCAGUUUCUGGCAUGCCAGUUGCCAAACAUCACUAUAUGGACAAGGGAGAUAAAAGCCCUUUGGAUGAGCCAGUUAUGGGGACAGAGCACUUCUUUCAGGUGGUUUUGGGAUGUGGAUUGUGGUUAGAGAGGAAGCCAAAGGCAAUCUUCCCCAAGGGUGAGAGACUGGUUGAAAAGAAGGGAUAGGACCCCCUGUCUCUGGGUCACAGCCUUAUGACAAUGGGGGAUGCUUAGAGGGUUUUGAGUGGGAGUAGGGCUGGAGGAAGCGGGGUAUUUGGGAAAUAAGGAGGAGAUACCAGGGAUGGAGGACCCAUAAAGACAUCUUGCUCACUAUGUUGCACUUGGAUUGCUGAUUUAUUUAUUAUAGAACUUGUUUAGGCUGCUUUUGUAUAAAUUGUGUUGAGGUUGAUGUUGUAUACGUUGGUCACACUAUCAAAACACCAUGCGUUGUCAGGAAAUAGGUGAGUGUUUGUGUAACGAGUCAGUGUUUUCUGUUGAGUCCUAUGAGGAAAUUUCGAAUUCAUUCCUGACCACCAAAUUUCGACACCAAAGUGAUGGGAAAAACCAGGAAAAUCCUCUGAAACCUUGCAAAAGGAAAACAGGGAAGGAAAACAUGCUCUCUUGUUUGUCAGAUAUCCCCGCCCCUACCCACAUGGUUUCUGGCGAAAUGGCUGUCACAGACCAGCAAAACACAAAAAGUAAGCCUUGUUGAAGGCUUCUUGUUUAGUUACAGCACUACAUGCAGGUCCGGCUGUUUGGAUAUAUGAAUCUGUGGUGUGUAACGCACAGUUUGGGUAUUAAUUCCUCAUGUUUGGAUAAGUGAAUUUCUGUAUAACCAGUGUUUGGUGUGUGUGGACUCUCUUGGUUAAAGGAAGUUGUUGGUGGUGUAUUGCUCAGUAGUUUGCUGUUGGCUUUCUUUGCUUUCAGAGGAAAACAGAAAGUGAUGACGAAGUAGAGGAAAAGCCUCACAGACGCAAAAAGAUCAGCCCUUAUGGGGAAUGGCAAGAAGUGAAGCAGGAAAGCAGUGAUAUAGAGGAUGUACCAGCCGUUCGGCAGGAAACCUCUCAGGCAGCAUCUCGAAGAGUCAAACCUUACGGGGAAUGGGAAGAAAUCACGGAAGAUAAAGAUCCAUAGUAAGUCCCAGAUGCAGCGUGGAGACCAUUGAUUGUAUACCAUUUCUUGGGAGAACGUUAAAUUCCUCUGAAUUCCUGUUAUUGCGAUCUGAACUUCAAACCGGUUUCUGACAAUGUUUUGAUAACAUGUAACAGAGACUUGGUUGGAUGAAGCAGAUGGGCCUGUUCUUGCCGCUGCUUGCCUACCAGGUUUCUCUUAACACACAACAGCCCAGGACAUAUGGGUGGGGUGCAGUCAUUAGCGUGCACCAGGCAUCCUAUUGGGAAGACCCAGUUUUCUGAGUGCAUGUUCUGGAAGUUGGGCAAUAGGGGCAGUACAGGGUUCCUUUUGGUGUACCGACCUCCCCGCUGCACCAAGGAUUCCCUGCCUGAGCUGCUUCAGGUCAUGGCGGAUGUUCUCCUGGAGACACCUAGUUUGAUUGUCCUAGGGGAUUUUAACGUCCAUGCCAAAACAACCUUACAAGAAAGCAUGGCCUCCAUGGGGCUGUCCCUGAAUAAGUUUGGCCCAACCCAUAGUUCGCAGACAUGCCUUAGACCUGGUAUUCACCUCUAUAGAUGUGGGUGAUCUGACACUAAAUGAAAGCGAAACAAAAGAAAUGCCAUGGUUGGAUCACUUCCUGGUACACCUGGCCUCCGUGACCCUUCCCCUCUGCAGGGAGGUGGGACCAAUUUGGAUGUUCCACCCCCACCACUUAAUGGAUCCAAAUGGUUUCCAGAGAGUUGUAGGGGAUGUUUUAUCCCCUGUUUAAGGCCUUUCAGCUGAUUCCCUGGUGGCCCGCUGGAAUGCGGAAUUAACCAGGACUAUUGACUGUCUGGCUCCGAAGCGCCCUCUCCGAUUGCAGGGGGCCCGGACUGCCCAUGGUUUUCCCCAGAGCUCAGGGCGAUGAAACAAUAGUUGAGACGGCUAGAGCAUCAGUGGUGGAAAACUCACUCUGAAUCUGACUGGACAUGGGUUAGAGCAGGGGUCAGCAAACUCUUUCAGCAGGGGGCCGGGCCACUGUCCCUCAAACCUUUGGGGGGCUAUGUUUUUUGGGGGGGCGGGGGAAUGAACAAAUUCCUGUGCCCCACAAAUAACCCAGAGAUGCAUUUUAUAAAUAAAAGGACACAUUCUACUCAUGUAAAAACACCAGGCAGGCCCCACAAAUAACCCAGAGAUGUAUUUUAAAUAAAAGGACACAUUCUACUCAUGUAAAAACAUGCUGAUUCCCGGGCUGGAUUUAGAAGGCGAUUGGGCCACAUCCGGCCCCCAGGCCUCAGUUUGCCUACCCAUGGGUUAGAGCUCAACCUCGAGCCUACCAAGUGGCGAUAGCGAUGGCAAAGAGGACCUUCUUCAGCACCUCUAUUGCAUCUGCAGAAAACUGCAGCAGGAAACUUUACAGGUGGUUUGCCAUCAGGGCCUGGUAAAGACCCCAAGAUCUCCUUCAAGAUUUCCUUGAUUCGGAAAGAGGUAGACUCCACCGUGGGAGCAGGGCUAGAGUCCUGUCUAAAGUUGCGUGGGAUCAAUUCUAAUCUGUUACCUCCGAUGAUGUGGACAGGCUGCUUGGAUGAGUGAAACCGACCACCAGUCUCCUUGAUCCUUGCCCAUCCUGGCUAAUAAAAGCAAGCCGGGAAGGACUGGGUGAUGGGCUCUGCAGAGUGGUGAAUGCUUUCUUCUGUGAGGGACCCUUCCCAGACCCACUGAAAGAAGCAGUUAUUAAACUGCUUCUUAAAAAACAUCUUUGGACCCGGCCAAUAUGGCCAAUUAUCGCCCAGUCUCAAAUCUUCCAUUCUUGGGCAAGGUGAUUGAGCGGGUGGUUGCUUAACAACUGAAUGCAAACCAUUUGGAUCCCUUUGAUCAUGGAACUGAAACUGCCUUGGUUGCACUGGUGGAUGAUCUCCGGCGGGUUAGGAACAAAGGUGAAAACUAUUUCCUUUUUAAAAAAAUGAAUAAAAAUAUUUUUCAUUUUUUAAACAAAUUUUUUAUACAUUCACAUUUUUUGUUGUUGUUUAGUCGUUAGAAUUUAUUUUUAUUUUUUACUUUUGUUGUUUAGUCAUGUCUGACUCUUCGUGACCCCAUGGACCAGAGCACGCCAGGCACUCUUGUCUUCCACUGCCUCCCUCAGUUUGGUCAGACUCAUGUUUGUAGCUUCGAGAAUACUGUCCAACCAUCUCGUCCUCUCUCGUCCCCUUCUCCUUGUGCCCUCCAUCUUUCCCAACAUCAGGGUCUUUUCCAGGGAGUCUUCUCUUCUCAUGAGGUGGCCAAAGUAUUGGAGCCUCAGCUUCACGAUCUGUCCUUCCAGUGAGCACUCAGGGCUGAUUUCCUUAAGAAUGGAUAGGUUUGAUCUUCUUCCAGUCCCUGGGACUCUCAAGAGUCUCCUCCAGCACCAUAAUUCAAAAGCAUCAAUUCUUCGGCGAUCAGCCUUCUUUAUGGUCCAGCUCUCACUUCCAUACAUCACUACUGGGAAAACCAUGGCUUUAACUAUACAGACCUUUGUUGGCAAGGUGAUGUCUCUGCUUUUUAAGAUGCUGUCUAGGUUUGCCAUUGCCUUUCUCCCAAGGAGCAGGCGUCUUUUAAUUUCGUGACUUCUGUCACCAUCUGCAGUGAUCAUGGAAUAAAAUAAGAAAUAAAAGAAAUAAAAUAUCUCACUGCCUCCAUUUCUUCCCCUUCUAUUUGCCAGGAGGUGAUGAGACCAGUGGCCGUGAUCUUCGUUUUUUUGAUGUUGAGCUUCAGACCAUAUUUUGCGCUCUCCUCUUUCACCCUCAUUAAAAGGUUCUUUAAUUCCUCCUCACUUUCUGCCAUCAAGGUUGUGUCAUCUGCAUAUCUGAGGUUGUUGAUAUUUCUUCCGGCGAUCUUAAUUCCGGCUUGGGAUUCAUCCAGCCCAGCCUUUCGCAUGAUGAAUUCUGCAUAUAAGUUAAAUAAGCAGGGAGACAAUAUACAGCCUUGCCGUACUCCUUUCCCAAUUUUGAACCAAUCAGUUGUUCCAUAUCCAGUUCUAACUGUAGCUUCUUGUCCCACAUAGAGAUUUCUCAGGAGACAGAUGAGGUGAUCAGGCACUCCCAUUUCUUUAAGAACUUGCCAUAGUUUGCUGUGGUCGACACAGUCAAAGGCUUUUGCAUAGUCAAUGAAGCAGAAGUAGAUGUCUUUCUGGAACUCUCUAGCUUUCUCCAUAAUCCAGCACAUGUUUGCAAUUUGGUCUCUGGUUCCUCUGCCCCUUCAAAAUCCAGCUUGCACUUCUGGGAGUUCUCAGUCCACAUACUGCUUAAGCCUGCCUUGUAGAAUUUUAAGCAUAACCUUGCUAGCGUGUGAAAUGAGUGCAAUUGUGCGGUAGUUGGAGCAUUCUUUGGCACUGCCCUUCUUUGGGAUUGGGAUGUAGACUGAUCUUCUCCAAUCCUCUGGCCACUGCUGAGUUUUCCAAAUUUGCUGGCAUAUUGAGUGUAGCACCUUAACAGCAUCAUCGUUUAAAAUUUUAAAUAGUUCAGCUGGAAUAUCAUCACUUCCACUGGCCUUGUUAUUUGCAGUGCUUUCUAAGGCCCAUUUGACUUCACUCUCCAGGAUGUCUGGCUCAAGGUCAGCAACCACACUACCUGGGGUGUAUGAGACAUCCAUAUCUUUCUGGUAUAAUUCCUCUGUGUAUUCUUGCCACCACUUCUUGAUGUCUUCUGCUUCUGUUAGGUCCUUUCCACUUUUGUCUUUUAUUAUGGUAAUCUUUGUACAAAAUGUUCCUUUCAUAUCUCCAAUUUUCUUGAACAGAUCUCUGGUUCUUCCCAUUCUAUUGUUUUCCUCUGUUUCUUUGCAUUGCUUGUUUAAGAAGGCCUUCUUGUCUCUCCUUGCUAUUUUUUGGAAAUCUGCAUUCAAUUUCCUGUAUCUUUCACUAUCUCCCUUGCAUUUUGCUUGCCUUCUCUCCCCCGCUAUUUGUAAGGCCUCGUUGGACAGCCACUUUGCUUUCUUGCAUUUCCUUUUCAUUGGGAUGAUUUUAGUUGCUGCCCCCUGUAUAAUGUUAUGGUUUUAGUUGCUGCCCCCUGUAUAAUGUUAUGAGCCUCCAUCCAUAGUUCUUCAGGCACUCUGUCCACCAAAUCUAAAUCCUUAAACCUGUUCCUCACUUCCACUGUGUAUUCAUAAGGGAUUUGACUUAGAUUGUAUCUUACCGGCCCAGUGGUUUUUCCUACUUUCUUCAGUUUAAGCUUGAAUUUUGCUAUAAGAAACUGAUGAUCUGAGCCACAGUCAGCUCCAGGUCUUGUUUUUGCUGACUGUAUAGAGCUUCUCCAUCUUUGGCUGCAGAGAAUAUAAUCAAUCUGAUUUCGAUGCUGCCCAUCUGGUGAUGUCCAUGUGUAGAGUCGUCUCUUGUGUUGUUGGAAAAGAGUGUUUGUGAUGACCAGCUUGUUCUCUUGGCAGAACUCUAUUAGCCUUUGCCCUGCUUCGUUUUGAACUCCAAGGCCAAACUUGCCAGUUGUUCCUUUUAUCUCUUGACUCCCUACUUUAGCAUUCCAAUCCCCUAUAAUGAGAAGAACAUCCUUCUUUGGUGUCAUUUCUAUAAGGUGUUGUAAGUCUUCAUAGAAUUGAUCAAUUUCAGUUUCUUCAGCACCAGUGGUUGGUGCAUAGACUUGGAUUACUGUGAUGUUAAAAGGUCUGCCUUGGAUUCAUAUUGAGAUCAUUCUAUCAUUUUUGAGAUUGCACCCCAGUACAGCUUUCGCCACUCUUUCGUUGACUAUGAGGGCCACUCCAUUUCUUUUACGGGAUUCUUGCCCACAGUAGUAGAUAUGAUGGUCAUCCGAACUGAAUUUGCCCAUUCCCGUCCAUUUUAGUUCACUGAUGCCCAGGAUGUCAAUAUUUAUUCUUGCCAUCUCAUUUUUGACCACAUCCAACUUACCAAGGUUCAUGGUUCUUACAUUCCAGGUUCCUAUGCAAUAUUUUUAUUUACAGCAUUAGACUUUCCUUUCGCUUCCAGGCAUAUCCGCAACUGAGCGUCCUUUCAGCUUUGGCCCAGCCGCUUCAUUAGCUCUGAAUCUACUUGUACUUGUCCUCCGCUCUUCCUCAGUAGCAUGUUGGAUGCCUUCCGACCUGAGGGGCUCAUCUUCCAGCGUCAUAACUUUUAUAUGCCUGUUGCCUUUGUCCAUGGAGUUUUAUUGGCAGGGAUACUGGAGUGGCUUGCCGGUUCCUCCUCCAGGUGGAUCACGUUUGGUCAAAACUCCACUAUGACCUGUUCAUCUUGGGUGGCCCUGCACGGCAUAGCUCAUAGCUUCUCUGAGUUAUUCAGGCCCCUUCGCCACGGCAAGGCAGUGAUCCACGAAGGGGACAUUCACAUUAUUUUCAAUUUUUUCACUCCUGGGAUUACUUAGAUCCCUUGGCCUCCCCCAACCCUACACAAAUUUUCUCCUAUUUCUUUGCAUCUAAACGCAUUUUUCUAGUUCAUUUUCUCACUCUUUUCUUUCCUUUAACUAAUAUUACAUUAUUCGUGUUACAAUAAGCUGUUUCCUAGUUCUGCUGGAUCUCUCAGCAGCCUUUGUUACCAUCGAGCAUAACAUUCUUCUGGACCGUCUAGAGGAGCUGGGAGCUGGGGGCACUGUUAUAUAGUGGUUCCAUUCCCUCCUCCUGGGCCGUGUCCAGAAAGUGGUGUUGGGGGAUGAGUAUUUGGACCCCUGGUCUCUCACUUGUGGGGUGCCUCAGGGUUCCAUCCUUUCUCCGUUAUUGGGGGGUUUUGGCUGGGUGUUCAUCAGUAUGCGGAUGAUACCCAGCUCUACCUCUCUUUUAAAUCAGAACCAGUGAAGGCGGUGAAGGUCCUAUGUGAGUGUCUGGAGGCAGUUGGAGGAUGGAUGGUGGCUAACAGAUUCAGGCUGAAUCCUGACAAGACAGAAAUACUGUUUUGGGGGGACAGGGGGUGGGCAGGUAUAGGGGACUCCUUGGUCCUGAAUGGGGUAACUGUGCCCCCGAAAGACUAGGUGCACAGCCUGGGAGUCAUUUUGGACUCACAGCUGUCCAUGGAGGCUCAAGGCAAUUCUGUGUCCAGAGCAGCUGUCUCCCAGCUCCAUCUGGUACGCAGGCUGAGACCCUCCCUGCCUGCAGAAUGUCUCGCGAGACUGGUGCAUGCUCUAGUUAUCUCCUGCUUGGACUACUGCAAUGUGGUCUAUGAGGGGCUACCUUUGAAGGUGACCCAGAAACUACAACUAAUCCAAAAUAUGGCAACUAGACUGGUGACUGGGAGUAUCCGCCGAGUCCACAUAACACCAGUCUUCCAGCGAGGCACCAUGGCGGCCGCCACGGCAGAAAACAGCUCCUGAAGCCAGCCAGAGUAAACGGCUCUGGCUGGCUGACUCCCAGGCUGCCAGGACUGCUGCUGCCAGUGCCGCUAGCAGAGAGGAAUCGGGGGUGCCCGGUAUGUCUACCGGAGGAGCCUAACCCCCCCCCCCCCCCCGUGGCUUUGAUCGAGCUGGGAAGGCACCCGGGCACCCUUCGAACGGCCCAGAGGAGCUCCAGGGCCAGGAGGACCACGGAGCUAAGGAGAAGGAAAGGGGGAAAGAGGAAGAAAGAAAAAGGAGCCCCAACCUUACCGCUGCUGCUGCCAUCGCCGCUGCUGACGGGAAAGAAGAGGAGAGGUAGGUGAGCAUUGGGAGGGCAAAGGAGGCCACGCGGCUGAGCCCGACCCAAGCCUAGCCCUCCGGUGGCUAGCGCGCCAAAAGCAAGCCUCAGAGGAAGCAGAGGAAGUUCGUGCGUCAAAGGAGAUCGCAGAAAGGAAGAAACUACUUUUUACCCCUCCCCCCCCAAAAUAAUAAUGAUCUUCCCCACUUCUAAAAAAUAAAUAAAUAAUUUUUAAAAAAAUUUAAAUUCCCUCCCUCCAUAUACCUACUUUUAUCAUUUUUUAAAAGGGGGGGGGCACUGCCACUGCAGCCACCCUUUAUUUGAAUUUUUACUCUUACGAAUUAAAAUGGCGGUACCAAGAAGAGAGCCUUGAACCAGCACAGGCCAUUCCCUGGGACUGCCACUUCACCCCAGACUUUCUGCUCUCUUUUACUUAUUCUUUCCGUACUUUAUUCAUUUUUAAAAAUAAAAUAAAAUAACCAAUUUUUUAAAAUCUUUUUUUUAAAUAUACUUUUAAUUCUCAUUUUUAUCUUUUAUUUUUAUCUUUUUAUUUUUAUUUUUAAAAAGGGAGAAUAACAAAAUUUUGAAUCCAUUUCUGUUUUAUUUGUUAGCUUGUUUUUGAGGGGGGGAGUCCUUCCCACUCCGCUGCUACGACCACUGCCCUCUUUUAAAACAAAAAUUUUCUCCAUAUUACUGCCAUUGCUAUUGAUACCCUUCCUCUUACUCCCCCCCUUUACUUUUAUUUUUCCCUUCUUUUUUUGUUGUUCUCUUUCUUCACCCCUCCUUCUCCCCACUCCCCCUUUUCUAUCUCCCUCCCUUUCUUCUUCUUAAGGAGAACACACACACACACUACAGUGGUGCCUCGCAAGACGAAAUUAAUCAGUUCCGCGAGUCUCUUCGUCUAGCGGUUUUUUCAUCUUGCGAAGCAACCCGAUUAGCGCUAUUAGCAGUUUAGCGGCUAUUAGCGGCUUAGCGGCUAAAAGGCUAUUAGCGGCUUAGCGGCUUAGAAAAAGGGGGGGGGGCGAAAAAAAUCGCAAGACUCGCAAGACUUUUUCGUUUUGCGAAACAAGCCCAUAGGGAAAUUCGUCUUGCGAAGUGCAUCGAAAAACAGAAAACCCUUUCGUCUAGCGGGUUUUUCGUCUUGCGAGGCAUUUGUCUUGCGGGGCACCACUGUACUGUGUAUUGGUUUGCCCAGCCCCUCAAAGAGGUUUUCUACAUACUUUUACUUUACCAUAUUUUUCAUUUUUACUUUUAGCAUUUGAUACACAGAUAUUACUGUCAGGCACCACCACCUCACCAUCUUCAGGUUUCUCUCUUCUCUUUUUAUUUAUUUUCCUUUUUUGGGUUUGUCUGUUUCUUGCUUCCUCUUUCCUUCUUAACCCCUACAUCUACAUACAUAUACCUCCCCACCCACUUUCAUUAAUAACCCCCCUCCCCACGGUCCCUUACCUCAUACCAUAAUUAGAACCACCACUACAAUAUAUUAUCAUUGUUACUACUUUACUUUCUUUCUCUCUCUCUGUCUCUCUCCCCCCCUUUCUUUCUUCCUUCCCCUCUUUCUCUCACUCUCCUAUUUUAUUCUCUAAUCUCCUCCCCCCCCCCAUCUCCUAAAUCCCUUUCUUCUCUUCUCUUCUUUCCAAUCUUUUGCCCCUAUAUUGCUUUGUUUGGUUCUGUCCUAAACACACCCUUGCCAGCAUUAAAUCUCUUAACUAACCCCUAAUCCCACCUUCCACCCCUAACUGGACCCCAGUACCCCUAAUAAUAAACCUUUAUUGUCACUACACCACCAGUGUGCGGUGAAAUUAAACGAGGCCCCCCCCCAAACAUACACUCAGUCUUGUUCACACACUGUGUGCUUGUCAGAAGUCAAUUACACCACUAUUUUUUUUCCAUUCAGCAGCCCAACAGCCCACGUAUAAAAACUGUUCUUUAACCUGUUGGUGCGGCUGACUAUACUUCUGUAUCUCCUGCCCGAAGGUAGGAGAUUAAAGAAGUGCUGGCCAGGGUAUGAGUCGUCCCUAAGAAUCUUCCUCGCUCUCCUGGGGCAGCGGUCUCCCGCGAUGUCAUCUAGCGAACUCCGAGGACAGUCCAUGAUGUCCUUUUGUGUGUAUGAGUGCACACCACUGAGAAGAUUACGGGAACCCCAGAGAAGCCCUCAAAACACAACCCAGACGGGACACAAAUGACCACCUGAUCCAGACACUCUUUAAAAGCCACCAGUCAACAACGCCUGUUCAGCUCAGCAACAUCCAGGAACCACAACUCCAAAUCACAACACGCCCCUCCCCAAGAGGACAUCAAGCAGGUCUUAAACCAAAAACAUCAGUGAGAUUGCGAUGACACCGACCAGGGAGAUGGCAAACAACACUGAGGACACAACACACACACACCCCAAGUUGAGAACGACCCAGCAACUAAACGAGAACUGAAGGAAGUGAAAACAAGACUAACAGAACUACUGAAAGUGUGCAGUGACCUGACCUUCAAAGUGGAAACUCUAGAAAAUAAGAACCAAAUACAAGAAAGAAUAAUAAAGGAGUACAGAGAGGAAAACACACAUGUGAAUAAUAAAUUGGCUGAACUGGAAAGCCACCUGGAAAGAAUAGAAACAGAAAACACAGAAAUGAAAAUCAAACAAGCAGACCUCAAACAUCACAGUAGAUGCUGCAACAUCCGCUUCCGCAACUUUCCUGAAAAAGUGGAGGAGAAAAGCCCAGCAGACCUAAUUGUAUGCUGGUUGAAAAAUACAAUCCCAAACCUGACACUCAAGGUAGAUGACCUAGAGAGGGCUCACAGAGCCCUAAAACCUAUGCCAAAACCCAACACACGCCCCCCAAGAGACAUCAUUGUGUGCUUCACGUGCUACAAAAAGAAAGAAGAGGUAUGGAACAACACCAGAAACUCAACCAACCUUUGAUAUGGAAAUAACCCCAUAUUGCUCUUACAGGAUUUAUCCCAGGACACCCUAAAUCGGAGAAAAAGCCUACUCACAUGCACCCAGCGUCUCCAAGCAAGGAUCAAGUACCGAUGGGGCUUCCCCUUCCACCUCAUUGUAACAACCAACACAAUACAAUGCACAGCUACUAACAUACCUGAAGUACUGCAACUACUGAAGGACAUCGAACUCAACCUACCACCAGAAUGGCAACUGACAGACCCACCAAGUGACAGCCACAACCAUGAUGAAACAACAGCAAACAAUUGGACGACAGUAAAGAGGAAAAAGAAGCAACAGAAGCGACACAACAGUGCAAACCAGUACAGCUAACCACCACCAUGCACAGAAUCGUCCCGCUGUACAGCACAAGACACCAGGCCAAGAUCAACCAAACCAACACAUCACAGAUGAACAACCCUACAACAACAACUACAGCUGAAUGAAGCAACCGGAAAACACCUCAAACUGAAGGACUGGUGAUUCUUCCCCCUCCCCCCUUCCUUCUCCCCUCUCCUCCUAGGCCAUAAAUAUAGCUAACACCAGCAAUAUUUCCCUCCCCCCCCCCCGCAGCCCUACACCUCCACAUCCCACCCCAAUGCCAGUCCAGCCUUUAUAUUUUAUUAAGGAUUUUCUUGUUUUACAGAAGUGUAGUGCCUCGUAUUUUUUUUUUCAUGUAACAUUUUUACAAAUCCGUUUCAUUUGUUGAGGCAUUAGGGGGGAGCAGAAAAAAAGAAAAGAAAAGGGGGGUGGAGAGAGGGAAGAUGGAUGGGGGUGGGGUCGGGUGGCGGUGUUUCUAUUAUGUUUAAUGUAUGUAGAGUUUGGUGUCAGCGUUGCUUGUGUUGUUCACUUGUGUUCCUUUGGUGGUGAGAGAGGUUGGGGUUGGCCUAGGGUGUGAUUGCUUGCUUGUGAUUGGCUGUGGUGAUCUUUGUUUUCGUGUGUGAGUGAGGUGGGUGGGUGUUUUGGAUCAGGUUAGCCAUAUUGAUUUGUAUGCUGUUGGUGGAUUAUUGUCAUUGUCCUGUUGGGCUGUGUAUGUGAUAAAUGGGAGCCAUACCGGGGUGAAGGCGUCUUCUUCUGUUUGUCCCGUGUCAGUUUCAGUUUAUUAGUUAAUUUUUCUAGUAGGGCUGUUUCCCAUACUAUUUGGUACCAUUGGUCCAUGCUUACUCCUGACAGGUCUCUCCAGUGUCUGGUUAUGGUGUUUCUGGCUGCUGAGAGCAGGUGGGUUAUGAGUUCUUUGUGGUGUAAAUGGGCAUUGUUGUCUUGGAAGAUGUUUAGUAGGGCCAAUUCUGGGGUGAUGUCUAUUACUUGCUUAGUUAUUUUACAUAUUUCUUGUAUGGCUGUUGUCCAGAAUAGUUGGAUUUUGGGACACUCCCACCACAUGUGGAGGUAUGUGCCUGUGGAGGUGCACCCUCUCCAGCAUUUUGGUGAGGUUCCUGGGUGUAUUAGUGCUAGUUUCCUUGGUGUUAGGUACCACCUGUAGGUGAGUUUCAGUGUGAGUUCUUUUCUUUUCGUUGAUAUGGAUUUAAAGGGGGGUUUAGACCACAUUCUGGUCCAUUGAGUGUGGUUAAUCUCAUAGCCUAUGUCAUUCUCCCAUUGUUUUUUGAUUGCAUCUAGGGAUUUACAGGAUUUUGGAGUAGUAUUUUGUAUAUUGCGGAUACCGUCCCUUUACCGUUUCCCUUUGUUGUUAGGAGGAGGUUUUCGAAGGUUGUCAGGGGCCUAGUUGCUGCUGAUUUUACUGUUGGGUUGUUUAAGAGGGCAUGAAGUUGGUGUUGUGUUAACCAGGGCAUUUGGGUGUCUUCUAGUUUGUCUUGUAUUUCUUGUGUUGACAAGGGUUUGUUAUUUUUAUAAAAGUCUAUUAGGCGAUAUAAGCCUUUGGUUCACCAGGUUUUUAUCUUGAGGUUUUGUGCUGCACGGUGGAAUAACGGGUGGUACGCCAGGGGGAUUAGUGGGGAUGGGGUUGGGGAUAGUUUGCCUAUUUGUGUUUUCCAUGCUUUGAGCAUGGUCUGUGUGUACCUGUUAAGUGUUGUGGGAAUUUUCUUUAGUUUGUUUGGGAGGAGUGGGUAUGUUGUGGUGCAGGUGUUUUCAAUUGUGUCCCUCUCUAGGUGUACCCAUUGUUUUGUCUCAUCUUCUAGUAUAUAUGGGAUUAUGUGGCGUAUUUGGUUGGCAUUGUAAUAUGCUUCUAUGUUGGGGAUUCCCCAUCCUCCUUCUGAGGUGGGGAGGUGCAGGUAUUUGGGGCUUAUUCUUGGUUUUUAUGUGAGAAGAUGAAAGAGUGUAGUUUUCUCUGCCAACUGCGAAGUUGGGUUGAGGGAUCCAGAUUGGGAGGGUUUGGAAUAGGUAGGUUAGUUUUGGGAGUGUGAUCAUUUUGAUCAUGGCUAUUUUGUCUGAGAGAGUGAAGUUCAUGUUAUUCCAUCUCUUUAGGUCUUUGUUAAUUUGUCGCCACAGGGGCUUGUAGUUGUGGAGGUACAAUUUAUUGAGGUUUCUGGUUAUUUGUACCCCUAGGUAUCUGAACUUGGUGUGGCAAAGUUUUAUUUUGGUGACCUUCGUGAGUUCUUUUUGGGUGUGAGGAGGGGUGUUGAAGCACAUAGCUUCUGACUUUGUAAAAUUUACCUGUAGGCCCGACACCAUUGCAAAUGUGUUGAGUUCUCUGAUUAGGGAGGUUGCUGUGCUUAUGGGGUCUGGUGUUGUGACCAUUAGGUCAUCUGCAAAGAGCCCUAAUUUAUAGGUUCUGCCUUUUAUUUCCACUCCCUUGAUGUCUGUGGCUGCUCGGAUGCGGAUUGCUAGGGGUUCCAGAGCCAGGAUAAAUAAGGGAGACAGUGGGCAUCCUUGUUUCGUGCCUCUUUGGAUAGCUAUAGUGUUAGAAUCCAUAUUGUUAAUUCUGCAUUUUGCUGAGGCUUGGGAGUAUAUUUGUUUGAGGAUUUGUAGGAAGUUGGGGCCAAAUUUCAUGUUAGUUAGUACUGCUAAUAUGUAUUUCCACUCCAAGCAAUCAAAGGCUUUGAGGAUGUCUAGGGACAUAAUUGUCAAUGGGAGUUUGCCCAAUGCCAGUCCAGACGAUUUCAAACCACUUUCCCCAUCACCCAACAGCCCAUAACCCACACUUUCAGCACCCCGCUACUCCAUACUAAGGAAAAAUAACUUCUCCAACCUCAAUAAAACAACCCACAAACAGGCUAAAAUCUGACACCCAACCAGCACAGUGGUGGCACCAGAGCGUACCAACACCCACAUCCCCACCCCAACAUACCAAUGAUGUUGCUAAUAACAUUGGCAGCACUGCUUAUGAGCCCUAUACCCGACAUUGGCUUCACAAAGACAAUUAACACUGUCUCACUGACCAGCCCCUAUCGCAAAUGACACAGAGGAUGGUCUGCCCCUGAACAAGGCCCUCCACACCAGCUGAGACUUAGGACCAACUGGCUAAGUGCCAGAUGGCCCAAAAUCCCCCUAUAAACACCUAUGAGACUACAUAUAGGAUACUCUCUACACUCUACCCCCUACUCUUUAACCCAAAUUUAAUCCUAAUCCUACUAGUCCCCCACCCACCACACACUAAAAGGUAAAGGUACCCCUGCCCGUACGGGCCAGUCUUGCCAGACUCUAGGGUUGUGCGCUCAUCUCACUCUAAAGGCCGGGAGCCAGCGCUGUCCGAAGACACUUCCGGGUCACGUGGCCAGCGUGACAAGCUGCAUCUGGCGAGCCAGCGCAUCACACGGAACACCAUUUACCUUCCCGCUGGUAAGCGGUCCCUAUUUAUCUACUUGCACCCGAGGGUGCUUUCGAACUGCUAGGUUGGCAGGCGCUGGGACCGAACGACGGGAGCGCACCCCGCCGCGGGGAUUCGAACCGCCAACCUUUCGAUCGGCAAGUCCUAGGUGCUGAGGCUUUAACCCACAGCGCCACCCGCGUCCCUUUCCCACCAGCGUCCCUUUCAUAUAGGAUACUCUCUACACUCUACCCCCUACUCUUUAACCCAAAUCUAAUCCUAAUCCUACUAGUCCCCCACCCACCACACACUAGGUCAGCGCAACCCCAUUGGUUCAUUAAAUAACACAAAGUGAGAGACACAGGACAACCCGGACGGGUUGGCAAGGAAUCACCCUACAUAAUAGAUAAGCAAGAUGGCUAGCCUAAAAGCAAUUACAUUAAAUGUGAGGGGGCUGGAAAACCCCAUCAAAAGAAAACGCAUCACCUCAUACAUAAACACCAUGAAACCACACAUCACCUUCCUACAAGAAAUACACAACCCACCCAAAGGGAGCAAACUCCUUAGCAAUUCCUGCAUCAGUCAACAAUGGGUUGCACCAGGCUCAGGAAAGGCCCGCAGAGUAGCCAUAAUACUUAGUAGAGACCUGAACUUCAAAGCCACAACAGUCCUAAAGAACAAAAGAGGCAGAUUCAUUUUUGUUCCAUAUAUUCCCCAAACUCGAAAGAACUAGAAUUCACCCAGAAAACACUUAAACAAGUUCCUCUCCUCUGAAGGGGAAGCAAUCCUAGGAGGAGACUUCAACCUAAAUAUGAAAGGUAUAUCCCUGCAAGACAUCCACCCUACAACCCCAUGGGCAACCUUCCUCCAAAAGAAACCCCCAACAACUAGAGAUUCUUACAAGUUACUAAAAAUGCUACAUAAAAGGGUUCUCUACGACAUUUGGAGUGAGCAAAACCCAGGAGACACCAUCCAUACAUUCCAAUCCGGAUGCCAUUGUACAGUGUCCAGACUGGACAGCAUUCUGCUCACACAGGGUCUGAUCUCCUCCGUGGAAUCAACAAACAUAGGUGAUCACAGAUCACGCCCCAGUAGAAGUCACUGUUUAAAUAGGAGAGGGAACACAAACCACCCCAUCAUGGUCCUUCAGUCCCAUCCUAAUUACAGACAAACAAAUUAGAGAGAGUCUCACAAAAACUCUCCAAAACUACUUCAAGGAAAAUUAUUUAGACAAUGUAACAACCCCCCUCCUAUGGAACACAAUGAAAGCGGUCACCAGAGGAGCUUGCAUAAAAGAGAAAGCAUUCCUUAAAGCAAACCUCCACAAAAAUUAGCAAAAUAGAGCAAGACAUCACAGCCAUCUCAUCACGCUACAAACGAACAGGAUCUAAAAAACUCCUCAAACUUCUAGAACAAAAAAGGAGAGAGCUAGACUCCCUAGAAAUCAGCAAAACAAUGGUCAGUAUUCUAUACUCUAAACAAUGCUUCUAUGAAUAUGGAGGGAAAAACUCCAGACUACUAGCAAAUAGAUGUAGGAAAAAAGCACUCAAAACAAGAAUACACUGCAAUCACCAAAAAAGAUGGCAACAUACCAUUCUCCCCCAAAGAAAUAACCUCAGGCUUUACAGAAUUCUAUUCCAACCUAUACAUCUCCCAUAACCCACCUGAGAAGGAAAUCAGAAAAUUCCUAGUGGGACUGACCAUGCCUACCUUAACUGAUGAGGAACAGGAAUUCAUGGACAGUCCUAUCACCCCAGAGGAAAUAGAUACGGUCCUCAAAAACCUGAAACCACACAAAGCCCUAGGCCCAGACAGCUUCACAGCAGCAUUCUAUAGGAAAUUCAAAGAACCCCUGAUGCCCUACAUGACCCGCCUAUUCAAUGACAUCAUAAAAGGGGGGCCCAUCCCCAAAACCUGGACUCAUUCCAAAAUAGUCUCCAUCCCCAAACCACUGAAAGACAGCCUCAAAGUAGAAUCAUACUGCCCAAUCUCAUUAAUAAACCAAGACUACAAGAUAUGCACAUCAGUCUUGGCCAACCGCUAAAAAUCUUCCUGCACAAGUUGGUAGCCCCAGACCAGACUGGCUUUGUCCCUGGUUGCAGUAUUACAGACCCCAUCAGGAAACUACUGAACCUGAUCGAACACAGCAAGGCAACUUAACUCCCACUGACAAUUAUGUCCCUAGACAUCCUUGCUUAGAAUGGAAAUACAUAUUAGCAGUACUAACUAACAUGAAAUUUGGCCCCAACUUCCUACAAAUCCUCAAACAAAUAUACUCCCAAGCCUCAGCAAAAUGCAGAAUUAACAAUAUGGACUCAAAUACUAUAGCAUUCCAAAGAGGCCCGAAGCAAGGAUGCCCACUGUCUCCCUUCUUAUUUAUCCUGGCUCUGGAACCCUUAACAAUCUAAAUCCGAGCAGCACAGACAUCAAGGGAGUGGAAAUAAAAGGCAGAACCUAUAAAUUAGGGCUCUUUGCAGAUGACCUAAUGGUCACAACACCAGACCCCAUAAGCACAGCAACCUCCCUAAUCAGAGAACUCAACACAUUUGCAAUGGUGUCAGGCAUACAGGUAAAUUUUGCAAAGUCAGAAGCUAUGUGCUUCAACACACCCAAAAAGAACUCACUAAUGUCACCAAGAUAAAACUUUGCCACACCAAGUUCAGAUACCUAGGGGUACAAAUAACCAGAAACCUCAAUAAAUUGUACCUCCACAACUACAAGCCCCUGUGGCGACAAAUUAACAAAGACCUAAAAAGAUGGAACAACAUGAAUUUCACUCUCUCAGUCAAAAUAGCCAUGAUCCAAAUGAUCACCCUCCCAAAACUAACCUACCUAUUCCAAACCCUCCCAAUCUGGAUUCCCCCAACUCCACAGAUGGCAGAGAAAACUACACUCUUUUAUCUUCUCACAUAAAAAAAACCAAGAAUAAGCCCCAAAUACCUGCACCUCCCCACCUCAGAAGGAGGAUGGGGAAUCCCCAACAUAGAAGCAUAUUACAUUGCCAACCAAAUAUGCCAUAUAAUCCCAUACAUAUUAGAAGAUGAGAGAAAACAAUGGGUACACCUAGAGAGGGACACAAUUGAAAAUACCUGCACCACAGCAUACCCACUCCUCCCAAACAAACUAAGGAAGAUUCCCACAACAGUUAACAGGUACACAUAGGCACAUAGACCAUGCUCAAACCAGGGAAAGCAGAAAUAUGCAAACUAUCCCCAACCCCAUCCCCACCAAUGCCCCUGGUAACCCAUUAUUCCACCAUGCAGCGCAAAACCUCCAAAUAAAAACCUGGCAAACCAAAGGCUUAUAUUGCCUAAUUCUAUAAAAUAACAAACCUCUGUCAACACAAGAAAUACAGGACAAACUAGAAGACACCCAAAUGCCCUGGUUAGCACAACACCAACUACAUGCUCUCUUAAACAAUCCAGCAGUAAAAUCAGUAGCAACUAGGCCCCUGACAACCUUCGAAAACCUCCUCCUAACAACAAAGGGACACGGUAAAGUGAUGGUAUCCGCAAUAUGCAAAAUGCUACUCCAAAAUCCCACGAACCCCCUGGACACAAUAAAAAAACAAUGGGAGGAUGACAUAGGCUAUGAGAUUAACCCCACUCAAUGGACCAGAAUGUGGUCUAAACAACCCUUUAAAUCCAUAUCAACGAAAAGGAAAGAACUUACUCUGAAACUCACCUACAGGUGGUACCUAACACCAAGAAAACUAGCGCUAAUAUGCCCAGGAACCUCACCAAAAUGCUGGAGAGGGUGCACCUCCACAGGCACAUACCUCCACAUGUGGUGGGAGUGCCCCAAAAUCCAACUAUUCUGGACAACAGCUAUACGAGAAAUAUGUAAAAUAACUAAGCAAGUAUUAGAAAUCACCCCAGAAGUGGCCCUACUAAACAUCUUCGAAGACAAUAAUGCCCAUUUACACCACAAAGAACUCAUAACCCACCUACUUUCAGCAACCAGAAACAUCAUAACCAGAUACUGGAGAGACCUGUCAGGAGUAAGCAUGGACCAAUGGCACCAAAUAGUAUGGGAAACAGCCUUACUAGAAAAAUUUACCAAUAAACUGAAACUGACACGGGGACAAAUAGAAGAAGAUGCCUUCACCCCGGUAUGGCUCCCCUUUAUCACAUACACAGCCCAACAAGAUGACGACAAAAAUCCACCAACAGCGUACAAAUCAAUAUGGCUAACCUGAUCCAAAACACCCACCCACCCCACUCACACAUGAAAACAAAGAUCACCACAGCCAAUCACAAACAAACAACCACACCCUAGGUCAACCCCACCCCAACCUCUCUCACCACCAAAGGAACACAAGUGAAUAGCAGAGAACCUGCACAAGCGAUGCUGACACAAAACCCCACAUAUAUUAAGUAAAAUAGAAACAUUGGCACCCCACUCCACUCCCACUGACCUUUCCCCCCUCCACCUCUUUCCCCCUUUUCUUCCUAAUAUCUCAACAAAUGAAACUGAUCUGUAAAAAAAGGUUACUUGCGGGGAAAAGAGAGAGAGACAUUGCACAUACUUUUGUAAACCAAGAAAAUCUUUAAUAAAAAUAUAUUUAAAAAUAAAUUUACAUUUAAUAAAAAUACAUUUUUAAAAAACCCACCAGUCUUGAAAGACCUACAUUGGCUCCCAGUACGUUUCCAAGCACAAUUCUUUUAGAAGAUAUAUGAAGGCAGCCCUGUUUAGGGAAGGUUUUUUUUUAUAAAUCUUUUUUAUUGAGUUUUACAUUGCAAAUUUAAAUUCAAACAUUAAACAUCAACAUCAUCAUUUAGGAUCCCCUGAAUCCUUUGACUCCCCAUCUCCCUUCCAUGGUUACCAUUUUCAAUCUUUUUCAACUGCUUCACUUAUUUUCUGUUUUUCUUAAAUAAUCCAUUUUUACCUUUAUUUUUAGUACAUUACAAGCAUCACUCAAAUCCUGCCAAAGUUUUUAGUUGUUUACAGUGUUCUCUUAAGUACAGUGUAAAAUUUUCCUACUCCUUAAAGUUCUUCUCUUCCUGGUUUCUGAUCUUCCCAGUCAUUUUUGCCAUUUUUGGCAUCAUCAUCAUCAGCCAUUCGUCUCUGGUCAGGACUUUAUCUUCUUUCCAUCUCUGGGCCAUUAGUAUCCUCGCUGCUGUCAUCACAUACAUGAAUAAUCGUUUCUGCUACUUUGGUAUCUCUGCACCUAAAAUUCCUAAUAAAAAAGCCUCUGGGUUUUUUCACAAACAUUCUUUUAAACAUUUUUUUCAACUCACUAUAGAUCAUUUCCUAGAAUGCGUUUGUUAUCUUGCACGUCCACCACAUGUGGUAGAACAUGCCUUUCUUCUCCUAAUAUUUGCAGCAUACGUUUGAAGCAAUUCUAUACAUCUUUCCUAAUUUUAUAGGUGUUAAAUACCACUGACACAUCAUUUUCAUAUAGUUCUCCUUCAGCGCACAGCAUGCUGUAAAUUUUAACUUUUCCCAAAAUGAAAAUUUGAUAUUGUGCCCCUUGUAUCAUUACUGAUUUAACUUCUUCAUCCUUAGUAUGCCACUCUAACAACUUACACAUUUUGGAAGGUAACUUCAUAAUGUUUUCCAAUAAAUCCUUUUCAGACCUUGAAAUUUCCUUAGUAAAUCCAUUUUUCUUAUCCAUUUUAAACACAUCGUUUAAUUGGUGAUAUUGCAACCAGUCUGUUGUUUAGGGAAGUUUUUAAUGUUUGAUGUUUUAUCGUGUUUUUAAUAUUCUGUUGAGAGCCGCCCAGAGUCACUGGGGAAACCCAGCCAGAUGGGUGGGGUAUAAAUAAUAAUAAUAAUAAUCCACCCAGCCCUCCCAUGCUGCCUGCCUGCCCAAGGGCACACCUGGGGAGUGUCCCUUCAAGCCUGUCCCCAACCUUGCUUGCUCCCAUAAACUUACGUUGUCAGUUUUACGUAUGCAAUUAACUUAACACUAGUCUGAUUAUAUUGUUAUUUUAUGUUGCCUGUUUGAUUCAAGGUUGAGCAGUGUUUUUGCUUGAUGGGUUUUUCUUGUCAGCUUUUGUGUUUGAAUUCCCUUACCGAUGUCACGUGAUUUUGGUUUGAUAUAUUAGUGGAACUUGCAUUUGUUUAAUGCUUCUUUUUGUUUUGUUUUGUUUUGUUUUAUCUUAGUGAAAAAGUAGACUUGGAGCUUCCCAACGUGGAAAGUGACUCUCUGCCAGCCCCAGUUCUGGAAGCCCCAGAGGAUGCCAAAGUGAUAUUUAAAGAAAAAACUGUCACUUCUCUUGGAGACACAACGGAGGGAAUACCAGUUUUCAAAAAGCGAAAAUUUGAAAAUGGAAAAUCUAGAAACAUACGACAGAGACUGAAUGAUCACUAACAGACUAACUAUACUGCAGUGGGGUGUGUUUUUUUGUGGAAGAGAGAAGAGGGGGAAGAAAACAAAAUAUUUUAAACUAUUUCUUUGACGGAAAUGGUUGGAAAUUAGAAGCUUUUAAUUCUUCCAAGUUUAUUGGGUGUAAAUUGUAUUAUACUACUUAUUUUUGAGGUGGUACUAAUUUUGUUUGCUAAACAAAGGUUUUUUUUCCUUUAUGCAGUCAUCUAAAUAUAUUUUUUUACAUACCUCAUCAUCUGAAUUUGUGUUUCUUGUCUUACCAUCAGUAUGUGGUAAUAGUGAGUCAUUUUCUAAGGGAAAUGGGAGUUUAGCUGCUCCAUUGCUUAUGUUCUAUUCCUUUGGUGGGUUAUCAUCAGUCAAUAGCAGAGGGGAUACAAUUUCAUGGUGGUUGCUUUCUAAAAUAGUAUUGUAAUUUAUAUGGUAGCUUGUCAUAAUAUUAAGUAUUGACGAACGGUGACAGAAGAGCACCUCCCCUUUGGUUUUUAAAGUUAAACAGUGAAUAUCUAACUACACCUUUUAAAUUUCUGGAGAGUUUUGAAAUGUGAUGCAGCAAUUAGCAUCAAACCUUUCUCUCAUUUACCUUAACAGAAAGUAGUAGAAUACACAACAAUUUACCAUUCAAAGCCUAGGUAAGAUUUCAAUGUGAUAUUUCAGCCCCAUGUUAUGGACAACAAUAUUACCUUUUUUCUUUCUUUCUUUUUUUUGGUUUCAAAUAUUUCUGCUUUUCUUGCUACUUUUUUGUGCUUUUGUGAUGGUAGCGUGUAUAUUCCUCCAUCUUUUUUUACAUUUUUAUUGGUUUUUUUAACAUACCAUUUCCAACAAUCAUAUAACAUAACUUCUUAUCUUAUACAAUAUUUUAGACUUCUGUCAACGCCUCUGAUGAUUUUUCGUUCUUUAUCACUUAUUCUGCAUUUCUUAAUUUCUCUAUUACUCUUAAUUAUCAUUAACUAACAAUUCUUCUCAUAGUCUUUCUUGCAAUAUUUCAAAUAGUCCUCCUUACAAAACUUCUUCCAAUCCUACUAGCGUGAUCUGUUCAUUACCAUUACUUUUCAAAUAGUUCAUAUAUUUACUCCAGUCUUCUAAGAAACUCUGGUCCCGCAGGUUUCGAAUCCUUCCUGUUAAUUUAUGUGAUUCUGCAUAGUCCAUCAAUUUUGUCUGCCAUUCUUCUUUCGUCGGUAAUUCUUGCUCACUUGUAUAUUCCUUAGAUUUCAUUGUUUUUCUUUGGCAGGCUUUGGAUGAGGGAAAGGAAUGUUUUAUGGAUGAGAUAAAUAGACAAGGGCAGGUCUCUUGCUGCGCUGCGGCGGAGUCCGUGGGACCUUGGUCUCUCCCUUUCUGGUCUGUGCAGUGGCAGAAUGGUAGCCUGGGCUGCGUGUACUUGUGGCCCAAAAACCUGAGCCUGGGACACGAAGGUAACCUGAAUUCUCUGGCCUGCAUAGUUUUGCAAAUUAAGUAAACAUAUAUUUGUUUUGCAUGGUUAUUAUUCUACAGCUUGUCAUCAGGGGAGGCACAAACAGCUUUGCAGAUUCUAUUCCUGGGACUUCCCUGGACAUUGUCUACUCUGCAGGCGAUCUUCACUGCCUUGCUGGUUUUUGUCUUCUUUCUUCACUAUCGAUACAGUUACUAAUGAAGGCUGAAGGGGACCAAAUCUGCGAGAAACUUGAAAAGAGGGAACAGAAAAGCAUUGGGUGUAAUCCAUGUUACGGUGCCAAAUUAAGAGUCACAUUUGCUUUUUGGGCCCCUCUUCUACUUGCUGUGUUACCUGUAGAAGCUGGUUUUCACCAAAGAAGGGAGUAUAUGCACUUCUUUUAAACUUAUUUUUUCCUCCCGUGCCUAAAAUAAUGAGUUACAGUGCAAUCCUAUGCUUAUUUUUUAAAAAAAUUAAAUUUCCGUUAAAAAAAGUUUUUAGCUGUUUCUAUUUUAGUUGUAACUGAUCUUGAGUCUUAUCAGGAAAAAGGCCAGAUAGAAAUAAAUAUAAUGAUGGUGAUGUUUUGGCAGAACUUCCAUUGAAUUCAGUCAGGGCUAUUCCAAAGGAACUAUACAUAGGACUGCCUUAGUUUCUCAGGUACUAAAUAGCUUUAUUUCAGACAAGUUUUAAAAUGCAUGCUUGAGAUAUGCUAAAUACUGCAAAAUAAUGGUAUUUUUUAAAAGUACACUGUACCAUAGCAUGAAGCAUAGAAACUUAUGGUAACAUGUUUGUCUGCUUUAAGUGAGAAAAGGCUAACUAAAUCUAAUAAAAGUACCAGCAUUUAUUUUUGGACAUGCCAAGUUAAUUUGUUCUGUAUGUGUUACUCCAUUUGUUCUAAUGGUUCCAUUAACUGCCUUUUUUCUGAUUAGCCCAGGUAAACUUCACAUCUUAAAUUCAGAUGUGUUUACAUGUUGGAAAGCAAGCUAUUUUUAAAAUUUGCCUUGUAACUUACCUAAUUUUAUAUAUGAACUGUUUUGAACUAUCCUGCUGUGAUCAGAGGCUCAGGUUCAAACCAUCUGUCGACUUCCUCUCUUGAGAGGCUUUUCUCUCCAUUUCCUUUUUAAUGCUAACCUCAGUUUACUGUGACAUUUAAAAUCUGCAAACUGUGGUUGUAAUCAGAUACUAUGGGUAACUGAUUCUGCUUUGAAGGUCACAGCUAAUGUCAUAGCAAUCUAUGGUUAGCCCUAAAUAGGAAACACGAGGGAGGCCAUGCAUAUUUUAGAGCUCUGUAUAACUUGAAUUUCUUGCUCUCUCGGUAUUGACUAUGCAACCCUCUAGCUCUAAUUACUGUGGUACAGAAAGAAGCAGUGGGGUGAAGUAAUUGGGGCAGAAGAAAGGAGUUUUGUGUUCCACACUGUUGCUGGUAAAGGGUCACAAAGUAAAUAAUUGCACUCUUCUGACUUUUCUUUGUGCCACUUAUCUGCCUUUUUCUGUUUUCUCAGACGUUGCUUACAGAGUCAGCUAUUCAUUUCCUGCUGUGUGUGUGUGUGUGUGUGUGUGCCCGCGCGCAUGCGCGCGCACGCUUGUGUUUACAAGAACCAAGGAUUAAUAUGAAGCAGAAGAAAGGAAAAAGCUCUUGGAUUAUUAGGGCUCUUCAGUUUACUAAUAAUGAGUAAUCAUGCAAAAGUCUAGGAUGGAAAAUAAUGCACUUCAUGUGCAUUAUUCUGAAACACUCUUAUUUCCUGUUGUGUAAAUAUUUUUGUGUGUGAAUUACUCUUCUAAAAUGGCAGUAUGUUGUUGGUGUAUUUGCAAGCGGUGUGAAUUACCAAUAAAGAGAAGCAAAGAAGAGUCUGUGUCAGACAUGCUGCUUAAAUGAUGGUUGCUUUCAGAUGGGUGCCACAAAGCAGGUCUUGCAGGUGCUUACAGGUUGUAUCCAGCGGUAGCACUCAGCUGGCAGUAACUUUGUGUCAGUGGGAUGGGAGGGAAACAAUCAUAAGCGAUGCCUCUCCCUCACCUUGCAGGCCUCCCCCCCCCCCAAAAAAAAAGCUGCUUGGGAGUUUAGGGACAGUACAGCAGAUACGGGGGGGCUGCAGUGGGAGGGAAGUUCCUAUAAACUGCUUCCCUCCCCAUCUUGCUGAACAACUGAGCAACAUCUUUGGUUACAGCACUAUGUUUCAAAACCUUACCUUCCCCAAAACUGGGGAGAGAUUUGUUCUAUUCUGAUUUGCAAAGAAAUUUAAAGCUUUAACUUUGAACUAGUGAGGCAAUGUUAUUUGCAAUUAUUCCAUCUAAAAUUCCUAUGCUAAUCUAAACUUAAAACUAGUUGAAGUCUUCCUAGCAAACUCACACUUUCACAAGGACUUUGAUAAUUUAGCUGUGUUAGAUUCCCAAAGCUGAAAAAUCUUUCUAAGGGAAUGGGGACAGAUCUGCUUAUGCCACUCCUUGAUUUCUUUCUUCCUCCCCCUGCUCCCUGCAAUCUUUGCUUACUUUCCCUAUUUUCUCACUCACCUACACCAUGGCAACAAAGAACUAGGAUCAAAGUGUUCCAUCUCCAUAGGAGAAAAUUUCCAUGGCUGACUUUGAGUGACUUGAGCAAAGAUUUCUUAGAACCAGAAAAAAAAUUAAAAUGCUCCAAUAUGAAUUUUCCUGGGUUCUAACUGGGGGAUCAAAAAUGUUUUCUGAAUGAAUGCUUCCACUGUCUCCUACCAUUUUUGUGCUCUUCUGCUCAGAAAAUAUUUUCUGUCUGGCACCUUCUCUUCCUGCAGUUAUGUAUAUUGCAAGUGCUAACACAUUGUUAAUCUGUCUCAUUGCCUUUGUUACAAU